AUGCAGGGUAUCCUUACAACAGAUUUUGAUGCCAAGCCAGAAGGGUUAUCCACUGUUAGAGAUUCAUACAGAAAACCACAGACACUUGGAGUGCGGCAUGUUGGUUUGCGGCAACAACUUCUUCAGGAAGAGCUCAUUAGACAAGUGAGGUAAAUAAUAAAUUAAUUGUGACUGGGCCAUUUGAGGCUUUGCAGGUGAUCUUCACUAGCAAAUUGUAGGAGUGGCCAAUUUUGCCCAAACAAUUGGGGUGCAUGAAAGAUCAACUUUCAUCGGAUAUUUGAAAUUUCUUUGAUAUUUGAAAAUUUUUGGAGUCUGAGCUUUGUGCUAGGCUAUUACAGUCUUACAUUUUUAAGCGAGCAAAUUCUCAAUCACAUAUUACAUUUUACUCGAAAUCAAAAAUUGAUGUCCCUGGAACAUAACUGAUUUUUUAUUUCCAGUGAGUGAGGGAACAAAAUAAUUAGGAUUAGGGAACUUUGUUUGCAUAAUUAAAGGGGUCUAGAUCAAUUAUUAUUACCAUCAUCUGAAUUGCUUUCACAUCAGGUCAUGUUCAUCCCCCACUGACUGCACAGACUGUUUAAUGAACUUUUGGCGAAAUCCACUGCGGGUGUAACUUGAUUCUACUUGUGUACGCUUUUCUCUCUCUAGUGCUGAAGUGGAUCAAGAAUUCAACCCUCCUCCUCCUACAAUAGAAUAUCUCUCAACAACCAAAAAGGAUUUCUCGAAAGGUAAGUGUGGUUUUUACUGGAAUUUAGGUGUGAGGGGUUUUGUUGAUUACAAUUGCAUCUCUUUAUGUGAGUUUGUUUCGAAUGGGGCCUUUUUAUAGAUUUUAAUUUUUUCAGAAGGUAUGGAGUUAUCUUUUGUCCUUUGUACGUGUUAAACAAGGAUCUUCUCAGUUAGGCUAAUAGGAAAAUACAUCAGACAGAUCAAUUUAUGAUCUUGGAAAGUUUGUUUCAUUGAUUUCACCUUUAAGAUUGGAGUGUAUAAAACACACUCAAGAGAAAUGAAUUACAUAUCAGGACCACAAAUUCUUUAAGAUUUCUACCACAUACCGAAGGUACUCUGUAGUCCAGCAAGAAGACUAAAGAUUUUUUUUCAUAUAUUUAGUGUUGUGUGCAAAGGAGCCAAACUCAUUCCCAGGAUUCUCUUCCACUCACCCUUACUUCAUGGGAUAAUAGUGAGAAAUAAACCUGGGACAUUUAGGAUGGAAAUUUUUUCAGACAAUCUGCACUGAGGCAUUUUUUAGCUAUUACCAGAAAAGGGGGUUGCAAAUGACAAACCAUAUCCUUUAUAGUUGGGAAGGGGGUAAAUAGAGGCAGCACACCUGCCUCUGUGGAUUGGAGGGUCUUAGCUGUGUACAAUACAGUAGUUUUGACUAUUUUCUUCAAGAUCUGUUUUUUUGUACAGUAGAACCUCAAUAUAACAAACCUCUAUAUAAUGAAGUCCUCGGCAUAACAAACAACUAUUUUUCUUUACCCGGAGUAAUAGUAAAAUAUAUGGAAAAAACCUGCGAUAUAAUGAAACCUUGUUAUAGCGAACAAAUUUGCUAGAACAAGGUUGCAAUGGAGCUUUGAACAACAAAGUGAAUGUAAUUGGGUCUGAGCUUAGGAUUUUGAAACUCAUCUUAAUAUUAUUCUAACUUGGCAAAUGUUUUCCAAGACACAAAUUUUAAAAGUUGGAAAGUUAUGAAUGUUUUAUACAUUCACAAAUUAUAAGUGCAGUGUAACCCCACUAAUAUGACCACUGUCGGCCAUAAAAUAAUCCUGGUCACAAUAACAAGGUGAUCAUAUUUAAACAGGGUGUUUGAAAUAACAAAAUGAUAAAUCAGUGUUUUUUUUUGGUUUGGGUCAAAAGAAUAAUGGUCAGAAUAAUCAGGUGUGAGUAACACGGGGUUCCACUGUUCUUCUUUGAAAAAUAUCAGGACAAUGUCCAGUGAGGUAGUGUGAAUGCUUUUCCGCCAUCUGUACUGGUCAUCACUAUUUAUUAAUAUCACACAAGUCAACAGAAGCUUUGAUUUCAAGUCGAGCUAAGUGUGGGACAUAAAUCUGUUUUCUGGUAUUAAAAUUAUGUUUGAUAGCUGUAGACUAUUGAAUUAAAAUAUAUGUAUAUCGAUCUUUUCCAAAUGAAUAAUUUACUUGUACACUGUAAUUGCAGAAUUUACUCCAAUUGUCAAGGCACCAACUAGGGUGAGCAUAACUAAUAUCAUUUGUAUGAAAAUUUAAAGCAGCGAAGGGGUAAGCAGUAGUAAAUGCCCAGCUGGAGAGGGAUAAUCCCAAAAAUCUUUCUGUCCUAAACCACGUUAUGGCAAGUUUAUUAAUUACUUUAUUUGCCACUCUAACUCUAAACUCUUUUGCAAAAUUCGAUGGGUUGCUCUCAUUUGGCCAGACCAACAGAGACCUGUGGAAUAUUGUUGGAUUACAAGAAAUUCUGUUUACAACUGGUUAUUCUUCUUAGAGAAGCCGAACUGAACAUCAAAGAGGACCACCUCUGUAGAUGGACCACUUUUUCCAGAAAAUUUCCACCUUGGCUGAAGCGCUGGAAACGUUUCAAUUAUGUUUCGACCAGAACGUUCAGAAAUUUUGCCAAGUUCCUGGAAAGCACGCAUUGUGUUACUAUUGAAAUGAAAAUGUGUUUAUGUUAAAUCUAAAACGAAAACAUAAUUGGCAUCCAAACGUCCAUGUUUGUGUCAGAAAAUCGGCAUUUAACUGUAUUCCAGGAAAAAAUCUGACACCAUGCGUCAUCUUGGAUUUCAAGGUGUGCUGUAUGGUCCCUUCUGAACAGUAGUGUCCAUAUAGUUUACUUUGAGAGAGACUGGAUGUUUCUAAAGCAUGCUAUAGUAUCUGCUAGCAUCAUUUUCAUUUUGUAGUUAAAAAAGCCUGUUGACUAACUUUUUGAAAUUGGCAACCUUAAUUUAUUUAGCAACCUUAAGUAGCUCCUGGAAAAAAGCUAAUUUCAUGCCUUACUUUACUGUGUUGUUUUACAGGAACAUGAUGUUAAAACUGAACAACCUGCCACCUUUUGGCUUGAGAGAGCUGAAGAAGUGCAUGUACGUUUUGAAUUGCAGUUUUGCCGCUAUUUUUCGGUGAAUCCCAGUACAUGUAUUAUAUGAAAGUCACUUUUAAAUUAUGCCCGGAUGAGAGAAUCAAACAGUCCAUCUCUAAUACCUGUGGAGUUACUGAGUAUCUGUUCGGGCAAGAAACUUUUAAAUGGUGAUAAAAGGAGGUCACUGAAAAUCGGGAAAUCCUUAGGAGUAAUCCCUUAUUUUCACUGGGAAACUGAUACCAGAGUGAAUGAAAAAAGCGUACUCGGUUUGAAAUCGUCUCGCCGGCCGUGUCUCACGCGCGCUUGCGUUAAGUCCCGCACUCUACUAUCCCAGAGAUGAAUAAGACGGUUUUCGUGGUUUUCAGUCUAUUCAUACCUACCUCUCAUCCAGUGAUCAAUAUAUUUCAUUGACAGUAGAAAGGAUUGAUUGGCCAAAAAACUAGUCUCAACUUCCCCCAUCUGCCCUUCUAGAAGUAGUAAAAGUCAGAGCCGAAUGAUGACUAUGGAGGCCCAGGGAGGCCUCUCACUGAAGACGGAACUAGGUACCCCGAGAGGAGUUUGGAAAGUUUAGGUUUUCAGAAAGACCGUUUCUUUGAUUUCGAGUCCAAAUUUCUCAUUAUCUCAGCACUACAAUAUUAGUUGUAAUUUUCGAUUUUCUUUGACGAAAUGCGUUUGCGUGGAACUGAAAGAAAAAUGGCGCCGUCAGUUUGAAAAAUCAGCAGUUAGGUUGACUUCUGCAAAACCAGGAAAUUGUUUGUAUCAGAAGACACUCACCAAAUUACACCAUCUACAACUUGUAAAUUGUGGCGAACUGCAACUGACAACCCUACGAAUUAGCGACGAUGUAAAUAAUUCUUUACAAAACCACUCUUACCCUUCAUUAAAAAUAAACGUCGGUUCAUUAUUAUUAUUUUUUCUUUCAGGGAGUUUCACAAGUUCGUACAAAAGACACGCCAUUCCGUAAAAAUGCUGCUUUCAGUACACCAAUCGAUGAGUACAAGGAUGCGCCCAAACCAGGGGAACAAUGGAAGUUUUAA
Messenger RNA from Porites evermanni, 4076 nucleotides. Lineage: Eukaryota; Metazoa; Cnidaria; Anthozoa; Scleractinia; Poritidae. The record is from the annotation of a GenBank genome assembly.